AGUGCGCCUGCGUAGCCUCGUUUACUUUCUUCCGGUGUGAAGAGCAGGGCCUCCCCUCCUGGGCUUGGCGCCGGAGCAAGACUUAGAGACGCCCGCGAAGCAAUCCUCUUGCUUGCCGCUAUGGCCCAGCCAGGAAGGCCCGCGUAUAAUAGCCUUACUAGAGCCGGCCAGCCACCGCAGCAGCCGUACAGCAAUGGUCCUGUGCCAGGCUCAUUGAUGAAUUCAUCACAUUUAUCAGAUGGACUGGGACAUAACUCUUUGAUCCCAAAUAUGUAUACUCAGCAAAUUGCAACAAAGAAUCCUCUGCAUGCCACCUCUGGACAAUAUAGCCAUGGUACAUCUUGGAAUAUACCUUCUGGUCAGACUCUUAAUAGAACCCCAAUGGGAUCUUCUCUGACAGCAUCACAGCCAAGUCCUGUUGCCCAAAUGCCUUCUUUGUUGCAGAACUCAACUGCUGUAUCAACUUCUGAUGGUAGUUUUUAUUCUGGAAAUAAUCUCUCAGCUAAUUCAAACUGGCAAUAUGUGCAGAAUCCUUUGACUCAACCUAAUCUAGUAUCUCAACCAAAUCAUUUUGCUCACACAGUAACUUCGCCAUUGUUGCCAUCAGGGAAUACAAAUUUGCCCACAAACUAUCAUUUUGUUCCUUCUGCUGGAGGUCCUCCAGUUCAAAACACCUAUACAAGGCAAGUUCAACCUUCUUUAGGACCUUCUGCAGUUGGAAGUCCAGCUUAUACACAUCUUUCUGCUCCCCCAUUAGCUCCUCCCCCAACAAGCACUGCAUCUCAGGCUGUACAGAACUCAGCAAGUAUGCAAGAAGGUGAUACUACAUGCCCUGCUAAUGAUGGACUAUCAGUCCAGAACAAUUAUGAUGCAAUAGAAGGAGGUGGUUUCCUGGCAACCCCACACAAUUCUGCUCCUCAAAAUACUAAAGUGAACAAACAUGUUGGGACUGCUUAUCCUAGCUUGCCCCCAGGCUACCAAAAUGCUUCUCCACCUGGAGGACCAAGAAUGCAUUAUCCAGGACCUCAGCAAUUCCCUCAGCCUGGCUUGGGAGCAAAUACCUUAGCUGCAUCUAUGGGUGGACUAAGUCUUCAGCCUGAAGGAUUAAGACCUAUCAACCUUCUUCAAGACAGAAAUAUUCUUCCUGCAACCCCCUUGCAAGCACCCAUUCCCAAUUUGCAUCAAGAUAUUCAGAAGCUCAACUGCAAUCCCGAGUUGUUCCGGUGUACUUUGACAAACAUUCCUCAGACUCAGGCCUUACUGAAUAAAGCCAAACUUCCCUUGGGGCUUCUACUUCACCCUUUCAAAGAUUUAUCGCAAUUGCCUGUAGUAACCUCUAGUACAAUUGUGAGAUGUCGUAGCUGUAGAACGUAUAUCAAUCCUUUUGUCAGCUUCCUUGAUCAAAGGAGAUGGAAAUGCAACUUGUGCUACAGAGUGAAUGAUGUACCUGAAGAGUUUAUGUAUAAUCCUGUGACAAGAGUUUAUGGAGAACCUCAUAAAAGACCUGAAGUACAAAAUGCCACUAUUGAGUUUAUGGCUCCUUCUGAAUACAUGCUACGUCCACCUCAGCCUCCUGUGUACCUCUUUGUAUUUGAUGUGUCACACAAUGCAAUAGAAACAGGAUACUUAGACACUGUCUGCAAGACUUUGUUGGACAAUUUAGAUCUGCUCCCAGGGAACACUAGAACAAAAAUAGGCUUCAUAACAUUUGACAGCACAAUCCAUUUCUAUAGCCUCCAGGAAGGUCUCUCACAGCCUCAAAUGUUAAUCAUUUCAGAUAUUGAAGAUGUGUUUAUACCCAUGCCGGAAAACUUAUUAGUAAAUUUAAAUGAAAGCAAAGAGCUGAUUCAAGAUUUAUUGAGAACUUUGCCUCAGAUGUUUAUUAAAUCUUUGGAAACCCAAAGUGCUUUGGGACCUGCACUACAGGCUGCCUUUAAACUUAUGUCACCUACUGGGGGUCGGAUUACUGUCUUCCAAACUCAGCUUCCAUCUUUAGGAGCAGGUGCACUCAAACCACGGGAAGAGCCUAACCAAAAAGCAUCCACAAAGGAUGUUCCUCUGACACCAUCUACUGACUUCUAUAAAAAAUUGGCCUUGGAUUGCUCAGGACAGCAGGUUGCAGUUGACUUGUUUCUUCUUAGUGGACAGUACUCUGACUUGGCUUCAUUAGGAUGUAUAUCAAGGUAUUCUGCUGGUAGUGUCCAUUAUUAUCAAGCUUACCAUCAUCAACACAAUCCUCUUCUGGUGGAGAAAUUACAGAAGGAACUAAAGCGAUAUUUAACUAGGAAGAUUGGCUUUGAAGCCGUCAUGAGGAUAAGAUGUACCAAAGGCCUUUCAAUUCACACCUUCCAUGGCAACUUCUUUGUACGGUCAACUGAUCUACUGUCUCUGCCAAACGUGAAUCCUGAUGCAGGCUAUGCUGUCCAAAUGUCAGUAGAAGAGAGCUUGACAGAUAUGCAGGUGGUCUGCUUUCAGUCAGCCCUCCUGUAUACAUCUAGUAAAGGUGAAAGAAGAAUACGUGUCCACACACUGUGCUUACCAGUUGUAAACCAAUUGAGUGAUGUUUAUUUAGGAGCUGAUGUACAAGCUAUUACGGGCCUUUUAGCCAAUAUGGCUGUUGAUCGGUCAAUUUCUGCUAGUUUGAGUGAUGCUCGAGAUGCACUGGUGAAUGCUGUAAUAGAUUCUCUUUCUGCAUACUGCUCAUCUGUCCUAACCAUUCAGCAACCAGGUCUUAUGGCUCCUGCAUCAUUACGUCUGUUUCCAUUGUUUAUCCUGGCUCUCUUAAAACAGAAAGCAUUCCAAAGUAAAACAAAUACCCGUUUAGAUGAACGCAUCUUUACAAUGUGUCAAGUGAAAAGCCAACCAUUAGUGUACCUCAUGCUUAUUAUGCAUCCCAAUCUGUAUAGAAUUGACAAUCUCACAGAUGAGGGAGCCCUCAACAUUGGUGACAGAACAGUACCUCAGCCACCCAUUCUUCAGCUGUCUGUAGAAAAGUUAAACCGGGAUGGUGCUUUUCUUAUGGAUGCUGGCUCUGUCAUGUUUUUAUGGGUUGGAAAGAAUUGUGGACAGAACUUUAUAAGCCAAGUACUUGGAGCCCCAAACUAUGCAUCAAUACCACACAAUAUGACACAUCUUCCAGAAUUGAACACAGCUGAAUCAUCUAGAGUGCUUGCUUUUAUUUUCUGGCUAAGGGAGCAAAGGCCUUUCUUUCCUAUAUUAUAUAUUCUAAAGGAUGAGAGUCCGUGGAAACCAAGUUUCUUACAAAACAUGAUAGAAGACAGAACAGAAUCUGCAUUAUCAUAUUAUGAAUUUCUUUUGCAUAUUCAGCAAAAAAUGAAUAAAUGAGCUCUUUUCUUAAAUGGUUCAUCUGCUCAAAGGAAUGUAUCCUCCGUGCAGAACUCUUAUUCCUGUAAUGCUCCUAUAAGUUGUUGGCCUGGUGCAGUUGAUGAAAAUCUCACUGUGAUUUCCCAUCUUCUCCCCCCCCCCCCCCAAAAAAAAAAAGGAAAAAGAAAAGCAAAUAAAGGACUGUGGAAUUUUUAAGUACACUAUUGUGUAGUUGUACGUUAAAACUUUAAAAUAAAUAUGAAUAUGUUGGACGCCUUUAAUUUACUGCAAAAAUGUUUCACAGUAAGUAAUUGUGGCAUAAGGCAAUAUUGGAGAAAUGCUUAUAAACUAACUUUUUUACCUUUCAUUUUUAUUUUUCUGCUUUGUGUUUUGCUGCUAGAAUUAAAAACUCCAAGACUUGAGUUUCCAGGAAACUAUAUUGUCUUGAUUAUACAAUACAUUAUUUGUUAAAAGUUGCCUUUUUAAAGGAACAAUGAAAAAUACAUUGUGAACAAAAAUACUUGCAGUUUUAAUGAGUGUAGUUUCCAUUUCUUUUAAACAUUGAUUAUGAUAAGAACAAAAGUAAACUUGAAGUAGUCUAUUUGGGUUUAAAAUGAAUAUCAAAUAAUUCAUUUGAAUACCUUUAGGAUGUGUCAGUAUUCUAGGUCUUGAAAGAUUAAUUAAAUUACAUUAUAUUAAGUAAGAAUUAAAUUUAAAAAGAUCUGAUGCAGCUGAAAAAAAUAGUGAAAAAUAAUUGAUCCUAGUCUUGGCUGUUAGCAUGAUGUGUUUGGUCUUAAUUCAUUGAAAGUAAAUAGGGGAACAGACAGUAAACCAAAAACCAUUAUUUUCAUAUUGUUUUAUUAUUUUUUCAGUCAUCUUUUUGUCAUGGGCUGAGGUUUUGAUAAAAUGCUUACUGGUUAAAUAAUACAUUGGUGGUGUAUUUAAUAGUUUGUUGAGAUCCAGAGGAGCAUCAGAUUUAGUAGUAAUAAUUUUGCUAUUCAAACAUUUUGAGGCUUUAAUGGAAAAACUAUAGACAGGAACCCUGCUCAAUUCAGAAUGUUCAAAUAAUGGAUAGUUAUAAAAGAUAAAUGUUAGUUUUAUGAUUCCCUGGAAAUUGCUAUAAUUUAAGUAAUAUAAGUGUAUUGACAUUUGUAAAACAGAAGGAAGUGUGGUGGUAUAUUAUGGCAAUCAUUGUUUCUACAUUGCUCUUUACUUCACUCCCCCCCCCCCCCCCCCCCCAAAAAAAAUUGAGUAUUUUUCUGCUGCAAAUCCUUCCUGGUAGUUUUUGGUAGAAUCAUUUGCAUUGAUUUGUUGGUCAUUGCUUUAAUUUAUUUAAUCACACCCCUCUGAAGAAUUUGUGCAAAAAGCCAGUGAAGUUUUUUUUCAUGAACUAUGGUAUUUAUCAACUGCCAACUGAAUAGCAAUUGUAACAAAUGUUAUAGCAAUACUGUCUGCAUCAUGACCUAUUUAGUUUGUUGGAGUGAUUUAUGAAGAUUUUUAGAAAAUGGUUGCUGAACAACUGAAAGAAAGAAAAAAAAUCAUUUCUUUAAAAUGAUUCAGAUAUCUAAAACAAAAUCUACCUGCUGACUUCAGGAACCUUAUAACUGAUUUCACUGUUUUAAUUUUUUUUUAGUUCAGUUAUUUUGAAAUGUUUUUUAAAAUAUUGGUAAUCUAAUUCAGAACCAUAAAAUCAUGAUGAGAUAUGCACUUGUAAUUAUGGAAAUCAGUCAGGUGCUUUAAAAUACAAUAUGUGGUGGAGGAUUGAUUAGCUCUUCUCCAAAAAAUAUACACAAACCUUUGUGUAUAAGCCAGCUUUCUGAAAAGAAGGUAUAGGCAAAAAUUAGAUACAGGGAAGUAUGUAUCUAGCACCUCAUGCUGGCCGUGGGUUCCUCCUUGCUUCAGACAUUCAAGUUGAAGCAGAGAAUUGGUCUAAUCAGAUUCUGUAGAACUUUAAUGGUAAAAUCCUGAUGAGUAGCACCAUGCCUAACCUUUCUGUGUGUAAAAAUAUUCUUCUGCAUGGAGAGGAGGGAAAGGUAUGAUGUAGACAUAGCUCUACUUUAUGUAAGA
Messenger RNA from Notechis scutatus (mainland tiger snake), 5391 nucleotides. RefSeq names its product SEC24 homolog A, COPII component (gene SEC24A). Gene Ontology annotation, biological process: endoplasmic reticulum to Golgi vesicle-mediated transport; COPII-coated vesicle cargo loading; intracellular protein transport. The record is from RefSeq and is a predicted model, not a curated record. Gene Ontology annotation, cellular component: endoplasmic reticulum exit site; COPII vesicle coat. NCBI's taxonomy places the organism in Eukaryota, Metazoa, Chordata, Lepidosauria, Squamata, Elapidae. Gene Ontology annotation, molecular function: SNARE binding; zinc ion binding.